Messenger RNA from Dibothriocephalus latus, 1224 nucleotides. The record is from the annotation of a GenBank genome assembly. NCBI's taxonomy places the organism in Eukaryota, Metazoa, Platyhelminthes, Cestoda, Diphyllobothriidea, Diphyllobothriidae.
ACGUAUGAUUAUAACCAUAAGGCUGUGCCACCGGUUGCUGACGCCGCUGCGGAAACGGCAAAAAAACCGGGCACACCACCACCUCCGGGCUUGGAUCAAGCUAAUCCAACCCCCGCUACCCCAGACAAUGCUUCCAGCUACCCUCCAGCUGUCCCUGCUGCCACGCCAUACGUGUAUCCCCUUUACACACCUGCAUACGGUGGUCUGUCUGCAGUGGACGCUGCUUCCCGCUGGAAUGCCUUGAAUUGCAGUUAUCUCAGCAACCAGCCCACAGCUACCGAUAGUACCCAAACGGCAUAUCCAACUACUCCUGUUCCGGGUGUGCAGUCCAACUCCUUUGCACCCAUGACCGGUCCUCGGUUCCCUCUGAAAGACUCAGGGCAGACAAGUGGGGCCGCAAACUACACCGUCUAUGGAGGUCCAAAAGCACAAUCAGCUCCUAGCACUGCCACUGGCCCGUCAAGUUUGUCAGAGUCUGCAGGUGGUGAAAGUCGCUGGAGUCCAGAAUUAAAGGAGUAUGUUCGAAGAGCUUUCUGUAGUACAGAUACUGAUGUGGAAAAGAACCAGAUGGAACGUAUACUUCGCGAAAAAUUGGAAUACGUAUUUCGAAACAAAAUCCAAAUAGACUGGACAAAAGAACCAAUACCAACAGUCCCUAUUCACCAGAGUCAGCCUGAGGUGGAACUUGACUUGCAACAUAUUUUAUCUUCGCUAGUGUUGUACGUCCGGUGUCCUUGCAACCCCGACGACCCACUCGAGGGAGACUGGGUGGCCCCCUACCCACCGGCACUCUUAGACAGCCCGCUUCACAAAAAAAGUUUACUCUACCUUUGUACGGAGGUGCGACCUUCAAAAAUCUUCCUGCCUCAAAGUCGCGCUCCCCUAGUCCUGUUUGGCGUACAAAACCGUCUGCUAAAGCGUCGCCAAACGCCACUAACAAUGGCUACCGAAAAAGAAGAAUCAGUGAAGCCAGGAGUAGUUUCUCGUCUUCUUCUAGCUCCAGUCCAAAAAGCCGGGCGUCAAGUUCUUCGUGGAAGAAUGCUGAUGGUAAACGCCAUAGGCGUUCUCCGUCUCCAAAACGGCGUAACACUAAACCCUGGCGUGGUCGCCGCUCUCGUGCCGACACUCCGCUUGGCACGUGCAGUCAGCGUCGCCGGAAUCGAUGAAUUAUCGGUACGUGGGAUCACACCCGACUUCAAUGAGGCGUGGAACAUGUCGGCCUAG